AACGUGUUUGUAAACAACAUAGUAAUGUCAGCUGUCCUUCGGUACUUGGACGGUACCAACGAACGAAAUUGCAUAAUUUAAUAAUGCCAUUAAAUGUUUCACGGGAGGAAGUCUUCACGUCAUAUGAACACGAAGUCCAGAAACUUCGUCGUCUAGGAAAAGAAUUGAGACUCACAGAUAUUGACAUAGAUGAAAUCAUUCAUCAUUCUUUCCACUUGUUACAGGGUCACCACAUGAAGACUGAAAAUGUGAAGUCUUCCAGUGAUAAAAUUCCAACAAAGUCAGUGCGUUCCAUUUAUUCUUUUCAGCUUAUCGUAAAAAUAAUAGUUAUUGUGUUUCUGACUUUAAUAGUUGCUUGUUUUUUUAUUACUUAUCAUAAGCCUACAUAUAACCUGGUUGUCAGGAAUGUUCAAGAAUUAAUAUACCCUAUCAUGAAAUGCUUAAGAAGAAUAACGCUGCCAGUUGUUAGAGCUUUACCAUCGGUUACAGUGUGGUAUGAUGAAAUGUGUCUCAUUGAGAACCCUUAUUUCCGAGCCACUGAUUUGAACUGCUGGGCAUGUGAAGGUGUCCGAAGUGUGCUUGAUCUUUCAGAGAUGCACAAUCCAAGAGAUUUUCAACCACACACAGGUUUUCCUUACAUUGUUAAGGGUGCUACAGCAGAAGUCAGUUAUGGUACACUGGAACAAAUGUAUGAAAGCAAUAGGCAUUUAAUUGAUAGAGAUGCAUAUAGAAUCUCGAGUACUGUUCCUGAGUGGAAGUCAGUAGCAGACCUGAUGCAGUAUAGUUUAGGAAAGAACCCAACUACAAACCAAGAUGCUCAUAUUGAAUGGAGAGUGAAUAGAUUGGAGCCAGCGAGAUUACUGCGACAGCUAUUUCCUCGUCCUUCGUUCAUCCCCAAUACUGUUAAUAUGGAGAGGUUCAUAUUGAUAGAUGAACCAAAAGCACCACAGUACAAAUUGCCUUUUCCAGAAGGCUACAGGGUGUUCAUAAUGCAAGGAAGUGGGCAGCGUCUAUUGAUACUGGAGCCUGUAGAGGGUUGCAACAUCAACUGUACCAGAGUGUCUGUCCUUUUGAAGCCAUCUGAUUUUUUGUACUACAACAGUUGGUUCUAUCGACCCAAGAGCACUCCCGUUGCAAACAGUACUACUAUUAGUGUGAGUUACAUUGGCUCCCUUUAAAGUAAUGGCUGUGUUAAAACAUGUAGCUUCCUUCCAUAACGGAAUUAUAUCUUUUUAAAUGAAUUUUGGUAAUGUUUAGCUGUGUAAAAUAUUUAGUGCAUAUUGACGGUUGUGCAGCAUUGAGGUAGAAAAGUUUUAUCACCUUUACUUUGCUUAUACCUACAGAGGGUACUGUUCAGCUGAAAUCUCAUAUUAGCUUCCAGAAUAAAAAGUAGAGUUGUAAGAUUUGAGGCUUUCACGGCGGUGACUAUGAAGAAAGCAGUCUUCUGGGAUUUGGCACCGUGUAUA
Molecule: messenger RNA, 1466 nt
Organism: Cryptotermes secundus
Lineage: Eukaryota; Metazoa; Arthropoda; Insecta; Blattodea; Kalotermitidae
Exons: 6
Coding region: 84-1178 (364 amino acids)
Source: RefSeq, a predicted model, not a curated record